Messenger RNA from Anthonomus grandis grandis, 1279 nucleotides. Its product is annotated as alpha-tocopherol transfer protein-like. Gene Ontology annotation, cellular component: membrane. The record is from RefSeq and is a predicted model, not a curated record. The transcript has 6 exons. Gene Ontology annotation, molecular function: phosphatidylinositol bisphosphate binding. The coding region runs from base 168 to 1028 and encodes 286 amino acids. Lineage: Eukaryota; Metazoa; Arthropoda; Insecta; Coleoptera; Curculionidae.
AUAAUAACGAUUUAUGAACCUUGGUAUCACUUUAAAAAAAUAUUGGAUAAGAUAACACCAAAUAAAAGGCCGUUAUUAUGAUAAAAACAAAACACUUUAAAGUUAUUGUAUAGUCUGUAUUAGUGCAUCAGUGCGUUAACAUUAAUUUUAAAAAGAGUCCCACUAAGAUGUCAGAUUUUGCCUUAAAUUUGGGACCUCCUAGUGAAGAAGCCAAAGCCUUGGCUGCAAAAGAACUGAGGGAAACUCCAGAAAAUAUAGCAACCGGUUUAAGGGAGUUAAGAGAAUAUUUAAAAAAAGACGAGACGCUUUAUUUUAAGGAUGACGACAAGACCCUAAUGAUGUAUCUUAGGCCAUGCAAAUUUUACGCCGAGAGUGCUUAUAAACUGAUGCAACGGAUUGCUGCUUUUAAAGAAGACCACAAAAACAUUUUGGAAAAUUUGUUACCUGAAGACGAAAAAUUUGCUUUUACUGAAAAUGAUAUUGUGAAUGUCCUAAAAAAUAGAGACCAUAAGGGAAGACGAAUUUUAAUUGUUCAUUGUGGAGCAAUAUGGGAUCCUUCAAAAGUAACAACGGACCAGAUAUUCAGAAUGUUUUAUCUUAUACACGAAGCAGCUUUACUAGAAGAAGAAUCACAAAUCAAUGGAGUGGUGGUAAUUAUGGACUAUGACGGUCUUGGAAUGAAGCAGGUCAGGGCUUUAGGCCCAUCAUAUGCAAGACUUCUUUUAGGAUUUAUUCAGAAUGCCAUGCCGCUUAGAUUAAAAGAAGUUCAUAUGGUAAAAGAGCCUAUGGUUUUCAAAAUGGUAUGGCAAAUUUUUAAGCCAUUAAUCGAGCAAAAACUGAAAGGCAGAAUUUUCUUCCAUGGUAGCAAAAUGGCUUCUUUGCACAAAUUUAUCCCCCCAACGCACUUACCUGAAGACUACGGCGGUGUUCUUCCAAAAAUUGAUUAUGGUGGCAAAGAGUGGUAUUCAGUUAUACAAGAACAUCUGGAUCAUAUUAAAAUGAUGAAUUCAUUUGGCAAAAGAAAAUAAUGCUACUUGUUUCAUUAUUUUUUUAUCAAUACGUAUUUAUAUCCUAAUAAAAACCAAAAAAAACUUUAAACUCAUUCUAUUUGUAAAGCGUAAGUUCCAAAAUAUUUCUGUAGGUGUUUAUUAUUUUAAAACAAUAAAAAUAUUCUUACAUUUAUGGUAACAUUUUUAAACUAUUUUAUGUUUGUAUUAUCACAUUUUACUUUUUUUAUUAAGGUGGACGAAUUUGUAAAUAAAAUAAAAAAUAGAACUAA